Molecule: messenger RNA, 8662 nt
Organism: Entelurus aequoreus (snake pipefish)
Lineage: Eukaryota; Metazoa; Chordata; Actinopteri; Syngnathiformes; Syngnathidae
Gene: osbpl8
Product: oxysterol binding protein-like 8
Exons: 21
Coding region: 5796-8387 (863 amino acids)
Cellular component (GO): cytosol; membrane; intracellular membrane-bounded organelle
Molecular function (GO): cholesterol binding
Source: RefSeq, a predicted model, not a curated record
UUAGAAAUCCAAAAGCGCCCCACUCAUUAAAGUGUUUUAUAAAAAACAUAAAAAUGUUUUAAAUCAUUUAUAAUUUUAAAUAUUUUUUUUAAUUCAAAGCUUAAAAAAAAACAAACAAAUAGAAAUUAUGUUUUAAGCCUUUUUUGUCGAAGAUUUAUGGCAAAAACACAAAAUAUGCAAUAUUUUCCCCAAAAAUUAACAUUUGAUGUGAAGUAAUUGGAGCGUCAAAUAGGUCAAUAAUUCACCAUUAAUUUUAUUACCUUUUAAUUUUUUGAGCAAUGACAGUUAAAAAAAACCCCAAAACAAAAAUCACAAAAAUUCUUGGGGAUCUAAAAGCGCCCCACUCAUAAAAGUGUUAUAUAAAAGUCAUAAAAAUGUUAAAAAUAUAUAUUAUCUUAAAUUAAUUCAAAGCUUACAGUAAACGUCUCAACUUCAGGUCGGUUGAUAAAAAAGUAAAAAAUAAAAAUAGAAAUUAUGUUUUAAGUCCUUUUUGUCAAAGAUUUAUGGCAAAAACACAAAAUAUGCAAUAUUUAACCACCCAACAUUUUUUAAUUGAAACAAUUGAUGUGGAGUAAUUAUAGCCUCAAUUAGGUCUAUAAUUCAUCAAUAAUUUUAUUUAAUUUUCAUUUUUUUGAGCAAUGAAAAAUUUAAAAAAUUUAAAAUAAAAAAAAAAACACAAAAAUUCUUAUGAAUCCAAAAGUGCCCCACUCAUAAAAGUGUUAUAUAAAAGUCAUAAAAAUGUUAAAAAAUAUUAAAUUAAUUCAAAGCUUAUAGUAAAUGUCUCAACUUCAGGUCGGUCGAUAAAAAAUUAAAAUAGAAAUUAUGUUUUAAGCCCUUUUUGUCAAAGAUUUAUGGCAAAAACACAAAAUAUGCAAUAUUUUCCCUAAAAAUUAAUAUUUGAUGUGAAGUAAUUGGAGCCUCAAAUAGGUCAAUAAUUCACCAUUAAUUUUAUUACAUUUAAAUUUUUUGAGCAAUGACAGUUAAAAAAAACCCCAAAACAAAAAUCACUAAAAUUCUUGGGGAUCUAAAAGCGCCCCACUCAUAAAAGUGUUAUAUAAAAGUCAUAAAAAUGUUAAAAAUAUAUAUUAUCUUAAAUUAAUUCAAAGCUUACAGUAAACGUCUCAACUUCAGGUCGGUUGAUAAAAAAGUAAAAAAUAAAAAUAGAAAUUAUGUUUUAAGCCCUUUUUGUCAAAGAUUUAUGGCAAAAACACAAAAUAUGCAACAUUUAACCACACAACAUUGUUUAAUUGAAACAAUUGAUGUGGAGUAAUUAUAUUCUCAAUUAGGUCAAUAAUUCAUCAAUAAUUUUAUUUAAUUUUCAUUUUUUUGAGCAAUGAAAAAUAAAAAAAUAAAUUUUUUUUUAAAAACACAAAAAUUCUUAUGAAUCCAAAAGUGCCCCACUCAUAGAAGAGUUAUAUAAAAGUCAUAAUAUUUUUAAAAAAAUAUUAAAUUAAUUCAAAGCUAUUAGUAAAUGUCUCAACCUCAGGUCGGUCGAUAAAAAAUAAAAAUAGAAAUUAUGUUUUAAGCCCUUUUUGUCAAAGAUUUAUGGCAAAAACACAAAAUAUGCAAUAUUUUCCCCAAAAAUUAAUAUUUGAUGUGAAGUAAUUGAAGCGUCAAAUAGGUCAAUAAUUCACCAUUAAUUUUAUUACCUUUUAAUUUUUUGAGCAAUGACAGUUAAAAAAAACCCAAAACAAAAAUCACAAAAAUUCUUGGGGAUCUAAAAGCGCCCCACUCAUAAAAGUGUUAUAUAAAAGUCAUAAAAAUUUUAAAAAUAUAUAUUAUCUUAAAUUAAUUCAAAGCUUACAGUCAACGUCUCAACUUCAGGUCGGUUGAUAAAAAAGUAAAAAAUAAAAAUAGAAAUUAUGUUUUAAGCCCUUUUUGUCAAAGAUUUAUGGCAAAAACACACAAUAUGCAAUAUUUAACCACCCAACAUUUUUUGAUUGAAACAAUUGAUGUGGAGUAAUUAUAGCCUCAAUUAGGUCAAUAAUUCACCAAUAAUUUUAUUUUAUUUUCAUUUUUUUGAGCAACGACAAAUAAUUAUUUUUUUUAAAAACACUAAAAUUCUUAUGGAUCCAAAAGUGCCCCACUCAUAAAAGUGUUAUAUAAAAGUGAUACAAAUGUUAAAAAAUAUUAAAUUAAUUCAAAGCUUACAUUAAAUGUAUCAACUUCAGGUCGGUCGAUAAAAAGUAAAAAAUAAAAAUAAAAAUUAUGUGUUAAUCCCUUUUUGUCAAAGAUUUAUGGCAAACACACAAAAAAUGCAGUAUUUUCCCAAAAAAAUAUUUCAAAGUGAAAUAUUUGAUAUGAAGUAAUUGGAGCCUCAAAUAGGUCAAUAAUUCACCAUUAAUUGUAUUUAACUUUUAUUUUUUUGAGCAAUGACAAACCCACUAAAAUUCUUAGGGAUCCAAAAGCGCCCCACUCAUAAACAUUUAAAAAAUAUACAUUAUUAAUAAAUAAAAAUAGAAAUUGUUUUAAGCCUUUUUUGUCAAAGAUUUAUGGCAAAAACACAAAAUAUGCAAUAUUUAACCCCUUAAAAUUUUUCAAGUGGAAUAUUUGAGAUAGGUCAAUAAUUCAUGACAUUGAUUUUAGUUUUUUUUAGUUUUUUUGAGCAAUGACAAUUAAAAACAACAACAAAAACACUAAAAUUCUUGGGGAUCCAUAAGCACCCCACUCAUAAUUUUUUUAAAUAUAUACAUUAUUUUAAAUAUUUUUUUAAUUCAACGCUUACAGUAAAUAUCUCAACUUCAGGUCGGUCAAUAAAAGGUUAAUAAAUAAAAAUAGAUAUUAUGUUUUAAGCCUUUUUUGUGGAAUUUUAUGGAAAAAACACAAAAUAUGCAAUAUUUAACCUCCUAAAUUUUUUUAAGUGAAAUAUUUGAUUUGAAGUAAUUGGAUCCUCAAAUAGGUCAAUAAUUCAUCUUUGAUUUUAUUUUAUGUUUUUUUUUUGGAGCAAUGACAAUUCAAAAACAAAAUUAAAAAAACACUAAAAUUCUUGGGGAUCCAAAAGCACCCCACUCAAAAAAGUGUUAUAUAAAAUACAUAAAAAUGUUAAAAAUAUAUACUAUCUUAAAUGAAUUCAAAGCUUACAGUAAAUAUCUUAAAGUAAAAGUAAAAAAUAAAAAGAGAAAUUAUGAAUCCAAAAGCAUAAAAAUGUAAAAAAUAUUUAUUAUUUUAAAUAUUUAUUUAAUUCAACGCUUACAGUAAAUGUCUCAACUUCAGGUCGGUCGAUACAAAGUUAAUAAACAAAAAUAGAAAUCAUGUUUUAAGCCUUUUUUGUCAAAGAUUUAUGGCAAAAACACAACAUUUGCAAUAUUUAACCUCAUAAAAAAAAUUUAAGUGAAAUAUUUGAUUUGAAAUAAUUUAAUCCUCAAAUUGGUUAAUAUUUCAUCAUUGAUUUUAUUUUUUUUAUUUUUUUUUAGCAAUGACAAUUAAAAAAAAAAAAAAUCCACUAAAAUUCUUGGUGAUCCAAAAGCACCCCACUCAUAAAAGUCUGUUAUGUCUUUUUAUAAAAGACAUAAAAAUGUUUAAAAAUAUAUAUAUAUAUAUCUUAAAUGAAUUCAAAGCUUACAGUAAAUGUCUAAUGUAUUAUUAUUUAUUUAUUAGCCUUUAUUUAACCAGGUAAAAUCCCAUUGAGAUCAGAGAUCUCUUUUCCAAGGGAGACCUGGCCAAGAGGGCAGCAGCAAGGUUACAUUAAAAACAGUAAACAAAUACAUAAAACAUCACAUUUACGACAUUAAAACUUGCUCACAUAACACAUGUGCAUACAGACAAGGUAGACUGCAAUCCUUUCACAGAAGCUUUAAACUCAUUCAACGUAACAAGGGUUUGAAGUUUAAUAUUCGAUUGUAGGUUAUUCCAAGCCUUCGCUGCUGAAAACCUAAAUGCUUUCUUGCCCAGUUCAGUUCUUACUUUGGGGACGACAAAUUGCAGAACAUUCGUUGAACGAAGAUUGUGACUUCCUUGUUUCUUUGUUAAAAGACAAGACAACUAAAACUAAAAGUAAAAAAUAAAAACAGAAAUUAUGAAUCCAAAAGCGCCCCACUCAUAAAAACUUUAAAAAUAUACAUUAUUUUAAAUAUUUUUUUAAUUCAGCGCUUACAGUAAAUGUCUCAACUUCAGGUCGGUCGAUACAAAGUUAAUAGAUAAAAAUAGAAAUGAUGUUUUAAGCCUUUUUUGUCAAAGAUUUACGGCAAAAACACAAAUUAUGCAAUAUUUCAUCAUUGAGUUUAUUUAAUGUUUUUUAUUUUGAGCAAUGACAAUUAAAAAACAAAAAAAAAGACACUAAAAUUAUUUGGGAUCCAAAAGCGCCCCACUCAUAAAAGUGUUAUAUAAAAGACAUAAAACAGUUAAAAAAUAUAUAUUAUCUUAAAUUAAUUCAAAGCUUACAGUAAAUGUCUAAAAGUAAAAAAUAAAAACAGAAAUGAUGAAUCCAAAAGCGCCCCACUCAUAAAUAUGUAAAAAAAAUAAUAAUUCAACGCUUACAGUAAAUGUCUCAACUUUAGGUCGGUCGAUAAAAAGUUAAUAAAAAAAAAAGAAUGUUAUGUUUUAAGCCUUUUUUGUCAAAGAUUUAUGGCAAAAACACAAAAUGUGCAAUAUUUAACCUCCUAAAACUCCUAAAAAAAAUAUAAGUGAAAUAUUUGAUUUGAAGUAAUUGGAUCCUCAAAUAGGUCAAAAUGUCAUCAUUGAUUUUAUUUUGGGGCUUUUUGGAGCAAUGACAAUUAAAAAUAAAAUAAAAUAAAAUCCACUAAAAUUCUUGGGGAUCCAAAAGCACCUCACUCAUAAAAGUGUUAAAUAUAUACAUUAUUUUAAAUAAUAAAAGACAUAAAAAUGUAAAAAAAAAAAAAAAUAUUAUCUUAAAUAAAUUCCAAGCUUUAUAGCAAAUGUCUAAAAGUAAAAGUAAAAACAGAAAUUAUGUUUUAAGCCUUUUUUGCCAGAGUUAUGGCAAAAACACAAAAUAUGCAGUAUUUAACCCCUUAAAAAUUUUCAAGUGAAUUAUUUGAUGUGAAGUAAUUGGAUCCUCAAAUAGGUCAAUAAUUCACCAUUGAUUGUAUUUAACUUUUCUUUUUUUUAACAAUGAAAAUUAAAAAAAACAAAUUAAAAAAAAAACACUAAAAUUCUUAGGGAUCCAAAAGCGCCCCACUCAUAAAAGUGUUGAAUAUAUACAUUAUUUUUAAUAAUAAAAUACAUAAAAAUGUUAAAAAUAUAUAUAUUAUCUUAAAUUAAUUCAAAGCUUUAUAUUAAAUGUCUAAAAGUAAAAAAUAAAAACUGAAAUCAUGUUUUAAGCCCUUUUUGCCAAAGAGUUAUGGCAAAAACACAAAACAUGCAAUAUUUAACCCCAAAAAAUAUUUAUAUGUGAAUUACUAUUGAUUUUAUUUAUUCGAGCAAAGACAGUUUAAAAAAAAACAGUCUGCAAGGCAGCUUUUUAUUCCACUUUUUGUUGUUGUUUUUAAGAUGUGAUUGUCAGAAGGAGUCAUGGAGGAGUAUGUCAACAAAAUGAGGUUUAACGUGCGCGGCUGAAUGAGUUAAAGCUGGAAGGAGAGCGCGUAAACAAUGAGCGGCAAGGAGAUGAUGCAGCGCUCGUCGCCACGGUGACUGAGUGAGUAGGCGGGGCUGUGAGGUCUUUGCAGGCUGCAGACUCUCUGCCAGUGUGGAGCGUUGGCGAGGGAGGAAAAGACGCACGCCAGCGCCGGUCUGAGCUCUCUCUUGUCUCUUCUGCUCGCCUCGCCUGGCUGGCAGCAUCCACCCUCCGCCCGGGGCUUCUCGUAAGCACGCCCUGCCCUUUUGUCCCGCCCGUCGCCCCCAUGAUGAAGGAGGAGGGCCUGCUGGGGCGUCGCCGUUUCUCCACGUGCGGCGGCACGGCCUCGCUGCGACCGCCACACCCGGACGGACGCAAACUGAUCCGCAACGCCUCCUUCGGGGGCUACAACGAGCUGUCGCCCGCGUCGCUGCCAGGUUUCGAAAGAGGGAAAGAAGACCUUUUGUCACUGCCUUUGAAAGAGGACUCCAUUUCCAUCUCUAAAAGCAAGUCUGAGAGCAAACUGUACAACGGCUCGGACAAAGAUGUGUCAGCAACGUCCGGAGGCAAGCUCACCAAGAAGGAGUCCCUCAAGGUGCAGAAGAAGAACUACAGGGAGGAGAAGAAGAGAGCAACCAAAGAGCUGCUCAGCACCAUCACUGACCCUUCUGUCAUCGUCAUGGCCGACUGGCUGAAAAUCCGCGGAACCUUAAAAAGUUGGACCAAGCUGUGGUGCGUUCUAAAGCCAGGAGUUCUGCUCAUUUACAAAACCCACAAGAACGGGCAGUGGGUGGGCACGGUGCUGCUCAACGCCUGCGAGCUCAUCGAGAGACCCUCCAAGAAGGACGGCUUCUGCUUCAAGCUCUUCCACCCUUUGGAACAAUCCAUCUGGGCCGUCAAGGGUCCUAAAGGAGAGGCGGUGGGCUCCAUCACUCAGCCGCUACCCAGCAGCCACCUCAUUUUCCGCGCCGCUUCUGAGUCUGAUGGCCGAUGCUGGAUGGACGCCCUGGAGCUGGCGCUGAAAUGUUCCAGCCUGCUGAAAAGAACCAUGAUCCGGGAGGGGAAGGAAGACCUGAGCACUGUGGCCACGGGAGGAGACCACUCGCUGAACUUCUACAGCCUCCUGCGAGCACACAACAUGCACGGCUUCCAGUUCAACGACAGCGACCACUUGAAAGACCCGGACCUUUACUCGGACAAGUCGGACCGGGAGGGGGAGCAGGACCACGAGGAGUCGGACCCGGAAGGUUUGGAGAAGAGCGAGGAGAGCGACAGCGACACGUCGGAGCGGCAAGACGACUCGUACGUGGACCUGGACCCCAACGAACAUGUGCGGGAAACGUCCUACUUGGAGCAGUCGCACGAGGAACUGGGAGAGGCCGGUGAGGCAGCCCAGACAGAGACGGUGUCGGAGGAGAACAAGUCCUUGAUCUGGACUCUACUGAAGCAGGUGCGGCCCGGUAUGGAUCUGUCCAAGGUGGUGCUGCCCACCUUCAUCCUGGAACCCAGGUCCUUCCUGGACAAACUGUCAGACUACUACUACCAUGCAGACUUCCUGUCAGAGGCUGCGGUGGAGGAGAACGCCUACAACCGCAUGAAGAAGGUGGUCAAGUGGUACAUCUCUGGCUUCUACAAAAAGCCAAAGGGCUUGAAGAAGCCGUACAACCCCAUCAUCGGAGAGACCUGCCGCUGCCUGUGGCUCCACCAGAACACCUCCAGCAAGACCUUCUACAUCGCAGAGCAGGUGUCCCACCAUCCCCCCGUGUCGGCCUUCUACGUCAGCAACAGGAAGGAUGGCUUCUGCCUGAGUGGGAGCAUCCUGGCCAAGUCCAAGUUCUACGGGAACUCCUUGUCGGCCAUUUUGGACGGCGAGGCCAGGCUCACCUUUCUGAACCGAGGAGAAGACUACGUGAUGAACAUGCCGUAUGCGCACUGCAAAGGCAUCCUGUACGGCACCAUGACACUGGAGUUAGGCGGUCAGGUGACCAUCGCCUGUGAGAAGACAGGAUACAGUUCUCAGCUGGAAUUCAAACUCAAGCCGUUCCUGGGCAGCAGCGAUUGUGUCAAUCAGGUGUGCGGCAAGAUCAAGCUGGGCAAGGAAGUGUUGGCCACGCUGGAAGGACACUGGGACAGUGAGAUCUUCAUCAACGACAAGAAGACGGGAACAGUAGACACCUUCUGGAACCCCUCCCCCGACCUGAGGCAGAGUCGCCUCACCCGCUGCACCGUACCACCUGAGGAGCAGGGGGAGUUUGAAUCUGAGAGACUGUGGCAGCAGGUGACGCGCGCCAUCCUCAACAAGGACCAGACUGAAGCCACCAACGAGAAGUUCAUCCUGGAGGAGAGUCAGAGGAAGUCUGCACGGGAGAGGAAAGCCAAAUGUGAAGACUGGAUCCCAACUCUGUUUGAGCAGGACUCCAUCACUGGAGAGUGGCAUUAUAAAUAUGCUGACACAAGACCGUGGGACCCCCUCAACGACUUGAUCCAGUUUGAAAAGGAGGGCUGCAUCCAGACCAAGGUCCGACACCGCACCCCCAUGGUGACGGUGCCAAAGCGCAAACACAAGAGUGACAAACCUAAAAGCCCAGAAAGUGGCUGCUCUUCCCCUGAACUUGACCGCCAGGACUCCUCUGGAAGCGAGCGGCACAAAAGUAAACACAACAGUCGUCUGCGUAAGAAGGGAACUGACCUGAGUGAACUACAAAAUGCCAUCGAGUCCAUCAAGCGGACACAGGAGGACAUUAACAGGAGUAUGAGCGUGCUGCGAAGUCGCACCGCGGGCCGAGCGGAGGGCGCCUCCUUCCUGCAGCAGCGGGAUUACAUCAUCAUGGUGGCUCUUAUCCUCCUGCAGGUUCUCAUCCACUACGUCUUCAAGUAGCAGCCGUGACACACCUGGCUCAUCACCUACUCCAAAUGUGGCUUGCGGACUCUUUUUUUUUUUUUUUUGGGUUUCCCUCUUCUAGCCACAAAGUCAUGACAAUUUAUUUGAAAUUUGCCCCAAAACUUGAAACAAAAUACAUUUUUAUUAAGCACUCAAAUCCAAAAUACUCCACAGAUUUUUAAGUGGAGAGCACAGACGUUUUUAACGGGAGAGGAACUACUUUGUUGCUGUUGUUUACCUGGAACCACACACACACACACGUGUAUGUAUAU